AUGGCAUGUCUACCGUCUGCCCCUCCUCAUCGCCCUCUGCACGCUGUUCCUCGCCCGCCAUGCCUAUCGCAAGAUUCAGUCGCGAUCCAAGACCCCUGCGUCCGCGUCAGUCCCGUCCUCGCCCCGCAUUCAGUCUCCGGAGAAAAGCCUGAAACAGAAACUCAUUGCGCCGACCGAACCCCCCGGCCUGUCUCGGCCACGACAAACAACAAGCCUGGCCCUAAAUUGGCAUCCGGCCCCAAGCGCGUUCAGGGCAAGAAGCCUGCAAAGACAGUCACUGGGCGCCGCGAGACUGUUGAGGAAGUCCCGCCCUUGUCCUUCAUUCAGCCCAUCGUUUUCUUUGCCUCGUUGACCACAACGACCGAACACUACGCCAAUGUGCUGCUGGAGGACCUACGCGUGGCAGCCCAGGAACGAGCAAACCCCGAGAACCGUGAACGAGGCCUCUUACCCCCACAGAUUCAUGAUAUCUCCUACGUCGACUUCGAUGACUUCUUCACCACGGUCCCCAAACCCCCGACAACCUCCCCCGGCACUCGCUACGUUUACUGCAUUCUGAUCCCCUCGUACAACAUCGACACCGUGCUCAACACGUUCCUGAGCCAUUUGGAUGAAACCCAUCAUGAUUUCCGGGUCGACACCGCGCCGCUUUCUCAAUUGGCAGGCUAUUCGGUCUUUGGUUUUGGUGACAAGGAGGAGUGGCCCACCGAAGAGGAAGGGUUUUGUUUCCAGGCCAAGGAAGUCGAUCGUUGGAUGGCUAAACUCACUGGUCGCAAGCGAGCUUAUCCGCUGGGAAUGGGUGAUGUCAAGAGUGAUCCAGAGACCUCGUUGAAGGAAUGGUCUCGCGGACUUCAGGACACCCUCGUCGACAUCUUGGAGAGUGGUGGGCUUGGGGAGGGCGUGCCCGGUAGCGGCGAUGCCGUGGAGAGCGACGAGGAGGACUUGGAGGAUGAGGAUGAGUCCAAGAGCCCAAAGAACACAAUGGUGGAUCUUGAGGACAUCCAGAUGAACGGAGACUCGGCUGGCCCUCUCCCGAUCGACUUUACCACUAUCGGUAAGGCCAUUUCAGCAGAGCCCACCGCCAAGGAGAUGGUACCAACGACCUCCCCGACCUAUGCGGCUUUGACCAAGCAGGGAUAUACAAUCGUGGGCUCACACUCGGGUGUGAAGAUCUGCCGGUGGACCAAGUCGGCGCUCCGGGGCCGUGGGUCAUGCUACAAGUACUCUUUUUACGGGAUUAAGUCUCACCUCUGCAUGGAGGCAACACCCUCGCUGUCGUGCAGCAACAAAUGUAUCUUCUGCUGGCGUCACGGCACGAACCCUGUCGGAACCACCUGGCGGUGGAAGGUGGACUCGCCCGAGCUGAUCUUUAAAGGUGUGAAAGAAGGUCACUACAAAAAAAUCCAGAUGUUGAAGGGUGUGCCGGGCGUGCGGGCCGAGCGAUUUGCCGAAGCCAUGCGCAUCCGGCAUUGUGCUUUAAGCCUGGUCGGCGAGCCCAUUUUCUAUCCUCAUAUCAACCGCUUCCUGGAAAUGCUGCACCGCGAGCACAUCUCCAGUUUCAUGGUCUGCAACGCCCAGCAUCCGGAUCAGCUUGAGGCGCUGCACCGGGUAACCCAGCUCUACGUCUCCAUCGAUGCCAGCAACCGCGAAAGUCUACGAAAGAUUGAUCGCCCGCUCCACCGUGAUUUCUGGGAGCGGUUCCAGCGCUGUUUGGAUAUUCUGCGAGAGAAACGCCACUUCCAGCGAACCGUGUUUCGCCUGACACUCGUGAAGGGCUUCAACGUGGAGGAUGAGAUCAUCGGGUAUGCAAACCUGGUCGAGAAGGCGCUCCCCGGUCUGAUCGAGGUCAAGGGUGUCACCUACUGUGGAACCAGCACAAGUGCUGGUGCCGGCCUGACUAUGAAGAACGUGCCAUUCUACGAAGAAGUCUCCGCGUUUGUCGUCGCACUGAACAAGGAGCUGCAGCGCCGCGGCCUCAAGUACGGCAUUGCUGCCGAGCACGCCCACAGCUGCUGCAUUCUGCUCGCCUCCGAACGCUUUCAUGUCAAUGGAAAGUGGCACACUCGCAUUGACUAUGACCGCUUCUUCGAGCUGCUGGAGAGGGAGAAAUUGGACGGUACCUCGUUCACCCCGGAAGAUUACAUGCGUGAGACAGAGGAAUGGGCUCUUUUUGGCCGUGGUGGCUUUAACCCAGACGACGAACGGGUGUACCGAAAAGGACGGGAUCCAGAUGCCAGGGCUCGCAAAGCCCGUGAAAUUCUCGGGAUUGAGCCUGCAUCAUGGCCGGCAUCGAACCCUCCAUCAUAA
Messenger RNA from Penicillium canariense, 2307 nucleotides. Its product is annotated as flavodoxin and radical SAM domain protein. Gene Ontology annotation, molecular function: catalytic activity; FMN binding; 4 iron, 4 sulfur cluster binding. NCBI's taxonomy places the organism in Eukaryota, Fungi, Ascomycota, Eurotiomycetes, Eurotiales, Aspergillaceae. Gene Ontology annotation, biological process: wybutosine biosynthetic process. The transcript has a single exon. Bases 1 to 2307 code for a protein of 768 amino acids. The record is from RefSeq and is a predicted model, not a curated record.